Rosa rugosa (rugosa rose) is the source of this 1009-nucleotide messenger RNA. RefSeq lists its product as uncharacterized. The record is from RefSeq and is a predicted model, not a curated record. Lineage: Eukaryota; Viridiplantae; Streptophyta; Magnoliopsida; Rosales; Rosaceae. The transcript has 2 exons. The coding region runs from base 156 to 950 and encodes 264 amino acids.
CUUCGAUCAGAACCUCUCGCACAACCUCUCUGACUUUUGUAUUAGGGAAAGAUACAAAUAGCAAGGCAGAGCUCAAAAUUUGAAAAUUGUGAAAUUGUGUGCAUAUACAAAUUCAAAGGCUCAAAGAGAGAGAGAGAGAGAGAGAGAGAGAGAUCAUGUCGACCGGUGAAGAUGAGAUGGCAAAGAAAUUGGCGAGAGAAGAAAGAAGAAGAAGAAUUGCAGAAAGAGGAUCGGAUCGCAUGGCCCUUAUCACGGGUCAGAUCCAAUCUCUCCCUCCCUCACCACCCGUUUCACCUGUAUUACCACCACAACAACCCAGACCUCCAAUCAAUGUUGGUACUCUGUUCAAGGAUGAUAACCGUAGAGGUUCGACAUUGCAAACACAAGAAGCUAGCAAUAAAGUUCCAACACAAACCAACAUUGAAACUAAGCAAUCCGAAGGUGUGGAUGGAAGCACCAAAACACAACUACCAGCGGACACAACAAUAGUUUCAAAGUCACCAACCAAUACGGAUCAACCUCAGAGCCAGCGUAGGAGGACCAAUUUUUUCAGUUCGAAAAUAUUAAACUUGUGCAUAGUAGAAUCGGAGAACAUGAGAAUUGUGUGUUCUCUCAUAAUAGCUUUGUUGGUAGUCUUGUCUUACGUUGAUUACGCAUUGUUUGGAAUGAACAUAGUGAACUCGGAGAGUGUCGUGGCCUCGAGGCCUCUAUACAUUAUUUUGCUGACUGAUGUAACAGUUGUGAUGGCACGAUUAGUGUACUUCAGGGAGGCAGACGAAGAAGAAAGAAUGGUGAGUAGUAGUCAAGAUAAUGAGGGACACAGUUGGGCUGGAGCAGUUAAGCUUUUGGAGAGGGGUUUGGUGGUCUAUCAAGCCAUUCGUGGGAUUUUCAUAGAUUUUAGUGUUUAUGCUGUGGUUGUUAUUUGUGGCCUCUCUUUUUUUAUAACCUAAUUGGAUCAUUCACUCAUUUUAUAACCAAUUGUGCAAAAAAUUAACAGCUUUUGUUUUAA